CGCAGCUUCAGUACCAGCGGCGGAGCGGCGGCCGCGCCAGGCAGCUCGGCGGCAUCCGUGCAGCGGUCGGCGGCAGGAGCAGCAGCAUGGCCGAACCGGAGGCGGCGGCGGCCACGGAGCUCCCGCCUGCCCCCGGCCCGGAGGGCGAGGAGAGCCACGUCCGCUUCGCCCGCAAAGGCGCCCUCCGGCAGAAAAACUUGCACGAGGUCAAGGACCAGUUCACCGCCCGCUUCUUCAAGCAACCCACCUUCUGCAGCCACUGCACAGACUUCAUCUGGGGAUUUGGAAAGCAAGGCUUCCAGUGUCAGGUUUGUUGCUUCGUGGUCCACAAGAGGUGCCAUGAGUUUGUUACCUUCUCCUGCCCGGGGGCCGACAAGGGACCUGCCUCCGACGACCCUCGGAGCAAACACAAGUUCAAAAUCCACACAUAUUCCAGCCCAACCUUCUGCGAUCACUGCGGCUCCUUGUUGUACGGACUUAUCCACCAGGGGAUGAAAUGCGACACCUGCAUGAUGAACGUGCACAAGCGCUGCGUGAUGAACGUGCCAAGUCUCUGUGGGACAGACCACACUGAGCGCCGAGGCCGGAUACACAUCAAGGCGGACAUUGAGAACGAGGUCUUGACGGUUAUCGUACGGGAUGCUAAAAAUCUUGUUCCGAUGGAUCCCAACGGCUUGUCAGACCCCUACGUGAAACUCAAACUCAUACCUGACCCAAAAAGCGAGAGCAAACAAAAGACGAAAACCAUCAAAUGUUCUUUGAAUCCUGAGUGGAAUGAGACCUUCAAAUUCCAGUUGAAAGAGUCCGACAAGGGCAGGCGGCUGUCGGUGGAGAUCUGGGACUGGGAUCUGACCAGCAGGAAUGACUUUAUGGGAUCUCUGUCCUUUGGCAUUUCAGAGCUGCAGAAAGCUGGAGUGGAUGGCUGGUUUAAGCUCCUGAGCCAGGAAGAGGGAGAAUACUUCAACGUCCCUGUCCCAGCUGAAGGUGAAGAAGGCAAUGAGGAGUUCAGGCAGAAGUUUGAGAGAGCCAGAAUUGGUCAAGGUUCAAAAGUUGUGGAAGAAAAGAUGCCCAACACCAUCUCCAAAUUUGACAACAAUGGGAACCGUGAUCGCAUGAAACUGUCUGACUUCAACUUCCUUAUGGUGCUGGGGAAAGGCAGCUUCGGAAAGGUGAUGCUUUCGGAAAGGAAAGGAACGGAUGAACUUUAUGCUGUAAAGAUUCUGAAGAAGGACGUGGUCAUCCAAGAUGACGAUGUGGAAUGCACCAUGGUGGAGAAGCGAGUGCUGGCUCUGGCCGGAAAGCCCCCCUUCCUCACACAGCUUCAUUCUUGCUUCCAAACCAUGGACCGCUUGUAUUUUGUGAUGGAGUACGUGAAUGGUGGUGACCUCAUGUACCAGAUCCAACAGGUUGGGCGAUUCAAGGAGCCCCAUGCUGUGUUCUAUGCAGCUGAGAUCGCCGUGGGCCUUUUCUUUCUGCACUGCAAAGGGAUCAUUUACCGAGACCUAAAACUUGACAACGUGAUGCUGGACUCCGAGGGCCACAUCAAAAUUGCUGAUUUUGGCAUGUGCAAAGAAAAUAUCUGGGAUGGAGGCACCACCAAGACUUUCUGUGGCACGCCUGACUACAUUGCUCCUGAGAUAAUUGCCUAUCAACCCUAUGGGAAAUCGGUGGACUGGUGGGCCUUUGGCGUCUUGCUCUAUGAGAUGUUGGCGGGACAGGCACCUUUUGAAGGAGAAGAUGAAGAUGAGCUUUUCCAGUCGAUUAUGGAGCACAAUGUGGCCUAUCCCAAAUCCAUGAGCAAAGAAGCAGUGGCCAUCUGCAAGGGGCUCAUGACCAAGCAUCCAGCUAAGCGGUUGGGGUGUGGCCCGGAAGGAGAACGGGAUAUCAAGGAGCAUGCCUUUUUCCGAUACAUUGAUUGGGACAAACUCGAGCAGAAAGAAAUCCAGCCUCCCUUCAAGCCCAAAGCUUGCGGACGCAAUGCUGAAAACUUCGACCGGUUUUUCACCCGCCAUCCACCUGUCUUAACUCCACCUGACCAGGAAGUCAUCAGGAACAUUGACCAAUCAGAAUUUGAAGGCUUUUCCUUUCUUAACUCUGAGUUUUUUAAGCCUGAAGUCAAGAGCUAAGUAGACCAUCCUCCCCCUCCCCCCUCCCCUCGCACACCCAUGGCCAUCUCCAUUUGGUCCCGGCUGCUGUCUGGUGGAGCCCUCUGUUGCAACCAUUAGCUGUCAUGCUUUGGAGAUAUAUAUAUAUAUAUAUCUUUUGUGGUGAUACUGGAAUGACCAUCCUUCAAAGACUUGAGCUGCAACUGAGUGUGGUUGCAUACGUGGCACAGGGGAGGAGAAAGAACGAGCAACUGAAGUGCUAUGGCUGUAAGUCUAAAGAUCAGGUCCUCCUGGAGGUUGAGCAGGCAGCAAGCAUUGGAAAGACCCACUUCCUUUAAAGUUAGUGAAACGCCUCUGGAUCUUGAGCACCUGUUGACGGUGCUCUCCUCUUCUCCUCCAUCCCACUCGGUUCUUCCCAAGGAAGCAGUUGGCAAAAGGAGUGGACCUGCUCUGGCUUUGCAAGAUGGGGCUUGGCUCAGCUCCCUUAUCCCUUGCAGAAUCGCUCGCUUAGAGGAUGCUGCCGCCUCCUUGUCUCCUCGCUUCACUUUGGUGUGAAACCCAUCUGGAGAGAGAGAGAGAGAGAGAGAGGGAGAGAGAGAGAGAGAGAGAUCUUUGUUAUUUCCAUGGCACCUGCAACAAUCACGAUGAGUCAGAACUGGCUGCUAGAGGCCUUUGGGUCCAGCCUGCGUUUAGUUCCCCAAACCUCAGUGAAUCAGUGAAGCCUGUCAGUAGAUGUUGAUCCUCCAGGAUGUUUAUUGUUCUUAUUCCCAGGAAUCCCAGGAGAUUGAGAUGGGGGACCAGGAGGGUCUCCAGAGUCUUCCUUAGAAGGAAGUCAUGCCAGUUAGAUUUGGUGAGGGAGCCCCAUGUGGGCCAUGUUUGAAGUUACACAGCCCCUUCCCCCUUCCAUAGGAAUCCCACAACAUCCACCUUCAGUUAUUGCCAUUUCUCAUGUUCUUCUUAACUAUUCCGUUUAUUUGCAUUAAUAAAUCCACACCUAAAAGAAGUCCUGGAACUGGAUCUGGCCUUCCUAAGGCUAACUGAAAAGCACAAGCAACGCACGGAGACAAGUGUUGCCUGGUCUCACCCGCAAUGCUGACGACAUCAUUGUAGAUAGCUGGGAAAGUUUCCUGGGGGAAUCCCUGGCUGGUCCCAGCACGAAGGACAGUCUCAGAUGGAAGAAAGGAGCCUCCUCUUGAGGGAUGAAAGAUACUUCCUGGCUUGUUCAGUUCAGAGAAAAUUAACCGGCACCUGAAAGGAUGGAGAAGUGUUGCCAAUGUUGGACCAGGUGACCUGGCACAGGAGAAGGUGGGACUCGGUGUUUCUGGAGAGUGGAGAAGAGGGGUCCCCGGGCUUUGUGGGGACACGGCUGCAGGGGAGGGAAAGGGAAGGGGCCAGGAUGGUCCUCCAAAGCCGGUCAGAACUGAGAAGCCCUAGUUUGGUUUUCAGUGCUAGAAGAGAGGAAGAUGGGAAGGGUUCCCAAGGGGAGGGGGAAUUGGCUGCUGGAACUGAGUUUAUGGAGCCAUUUCUCUUUCUGGAAUUUUUUAGCUCAGGUUGCCUUGGCCUGAUAAGGAGGCACCUUUCAGCCCAAAAUGUCACCCCUUUUGUCUCAGGAGUCCCCAACCUGGCCAUCAAAAUCCCCAUCUUGGAGUCAAUGGUCAACCUCGUAUCUACCAUUCCAUGUUAGUUUUUAUGUUUAAUUCGCAUCAACCCUAUGUGGCACCUUUGCAAUAUUUGGGGGGAGGAGGGGAGGGAGGUAUCGUUUGUCCAGCUGCCAAAUUAACAAAUUCCAUACGUCCCACCGUGCUUUAUCUGUGUCAAAAAUUUAGUAUUUUACUAAAAUUAAGCUGAUAUUUAAAAUCCCAAAAGUUGUGUGUAAUUUGACUGAAGCUGUAAAAUAUUUUUGGUUUGCCUAAUAUUCUUCAUAGAAUAAGAAAUAUUUUCUGUUGGAAUUUGAAGUUGUCUGUGUUUUUGAGAAAGAGAGAGAGAGAGAGAGAGAGAGAGAGAGAGAGAUCCUUUAAAGUUGGGACAAUGCUUACCUUUAUUUUUUGUUCUUUCUCACAUCAUGCUUGUGGGGUGUGCAAUUAUCAGUUUGAUUUUGAGUUGUUUAUGCUAUGCCAAUUUUUUCCCCCAGAAACAGUUAUAAAAUAAAAAGUAAAUCUUA
Thamnophis elegans (Western terrestrial garter snake) is the source of this 4266-nucleotide messenger RNA. RefSeq names its product protein kinase C beta (gene PRKCB). NCBI's taxonomy places the organism in Eukaryota, Metazoa, Chordata, Lepidosauria, Squamata, Natricidae. The record is from RefSeq and is a predicted model, not a curated record. Gene Ontology annotation, molecular function: zinc ion binding; diacylglycerol-dependent serine/threonine kinase activity; ATP binding. Gene Ontology annotation, biological process: protein phosphorylation.